CCGUCGCGCUGAGGUAAACUGCAUCUUCCCACCCCUCUGGGCAGGACCAGGAGGAUGGCAGCGGCGCCGGCAGAAGCGCUGGGUCUGGGUCUGCUUGCGGGCUUUCCUUUCGGCUUCUCCUUGGUGUGAAUGAUAAUAUUCCUAUCGGUGUACCGGUAGUACCAGUGGACUUGAAGUGUUGAGACAAGUUCUGAAAAUUAAUGGACUGAUUAAAGCAAUUUGCAAACUCCAGGUGUGAAGUAAUAAUGGUGCAAAAAUAUCAGUCUCCUGUUAGGGUCUACAAAUACCCAUUUGAGCUUGUUAUGGCGGCCUAUGAAAAGCGCUUCCCUACUUGCCCAGAGAUCCCUGUUUUCCUGGGCAGUGAGAUCCUUAGUGAAUCCAAGAGUGAUGAUGGAGCCAUCCACAUAAUUGAACGCAGCUGUAAAUUGAAUGUAGAUGCACCUCGGUUACUGAAGAAGAUUGCUGGAGUAGAAUAUGUCUUUUUCAUACAAAAAAACACGGUGAACUGGAAGGAGCGAACACUUGUGAUCGAAGCUCAUAAUGAGACUUUUGCCAACCGUGUCAUUGUCCUGGAGACAUGUAACUAUUCAGUUCACCCUGAGAAUGAAGACUGGACAUGCUUUGAACAAUCUGCAUCUCUUGACAUCAAAUCAUUCUUUGGCUUUGAAAACACAGUGGAGAAAAUUGCAAUGAAACAGUACACAGCCAACAUCAAGCGGGGCAAAGAAGUGAUAGAGCAUUAUCUAAAGGAAUUGAUUUCCCAGGGGAUCACUUUUAUCCCCCGAUGGACUCCUCCAGCAGUCAGAGGGGAAACAGCUAAGAGGCCUUCAUCAGGAUGUGAUUGUGGCACUGUACCAGCAGUAGCACCCCCACACGGAAGUGACAAGGAACACCGAGGCAGCACCUGCUCCUCUGUGGAGGCAUCAACCCCCGAUGCUGACAAACUAGAUGCUGAUUACAUAGAAAGGUACCUAGGACAAUUGACUCCCAUGCAGGAAAGCUGCCUGAUCAGACUCCGUCAGUGGUUGCAAGAAACACACAAAGGCAAGAUUCCCAAAGAUGAACAUAUCCUCCGUUUUUUGAGGGCUCGUGACUUCAACAUUGACAAGGCUCGAGAGAUGCUGUGCCAGUCACUGACCUGGCGCAAGCAGUACCAAGUAGACUACAUCCUGCAAACAUGGAGACCACCUUCUCUUCUGGAAGAAUACUAUACUGGUGGUUGGCAUUACCAUGACAAAGAUGGAAGGCCACUUUACAUACUUCGCCUUGGUCAGAUGGACACCAAAGGACUUGUGAAAGCACUGGGAGAGGAGUCACUCCUUCGUCAUGUACUGUCAAUUAACGAGGAAGGACAAAGGAGGUGUGAGGAAAACACCAAUCUAUUUGGCCGCCCAAUCACAUCUUGGACCUGUCUUGUUGACCUUGAAGGGCUGAACAUGCGCCACCUCUGGCGCCCUGGAGUAAAAGCGCUCCUUAGGAUUAUUGAAGUGGUUGAAGAAAACUACCCAGAGACCUUGGGAAGACUUCUGAUUGUGCGAGCACCCAGAGUGUUCCCUGUUCUAUGGACUCUGGUGAGUCCCUUUAUCAAUGAGAACACUAGGCAGAAGUUCCUCAUUUACAGCGGCAACAAUUAUCAAGGACCUGGAGGGCUUGUGGAUUAUCUUGACAAAGAUGUGAUUCCUGAUUUCCUUGGAGGAGAAUGUGUGUGUAAUGUGCCUGAAGGUGGCCUUGUUCCCAAAUCACUCUAUCAAACAGAUGAAGAACCUGAAAUCUCUGAUCAUAUCCGCCUCUGGACAGAAACCAUCUAUCACUCUGCAAAUGUAUUCAAAGGUGCUCCUCAUGAGAUAGUUGUGGAAAUCUUGGAAGGUGAAUCGGUGAUCACCUGGGACUUCGACAUUCUGAAAGGAGAUGUCGUGUUCAGCCUCUUCCAUUCCAAGAGGGCACCUGAGAUUUGCCGCAAGGAGCCUACAGUGCCAAAUGCUUUGACUCUGGGGGAUAAUAUACAGCUAAUUGGCAAGAGCUGGGUCCUGGGAGUGGACUAUAGCCGUGUGGAGUCCCCGCUGGUGUGUCGUGAAGGCGAGAGCAUCCAGGGUUCUCAUGUGACUCGUUGGCCUGGCUUUUAUAUCCUCCAGUGGAAAAUGCAUAGCCCAACUCCCUGUGCUGGGACCAGCCUCUCUCGGGUUGAUGAUGUCUUGGCUACACUCCAGGUCACCAAUCACAAGUGCAAGAUCAUGUAUUACUAUGAGGUGCUUGCAUCCAAGGAAUUCAGGGGGUCCAUGACAAGUCUGGAAUCCUGCAACAGUGGAUUUUCACAGCUCAGUGGAGCAACAACAUCUUCCAACCAAUCGCAGAGCAGCUCUCUGAUUUCUAGAUAACAUCAUCUAGGAACUUGUUGAACACUGAUAAAUGAACUGCUCAGCUGAGAUGCUUUCCUCAGGUCUGUUCCAUAGAACGAGCCAAAGAGUCCUGUGGCGGAAUGCUAGUGCCUAGGGAUGGCCUUCUAGGGGAACACAAGUAACAGCAGUUUGGACACAAAGAUGUUUCUAGGGAGCCGCUUGAAAUCUUUGCUUUUUCGGGAAUAGACUUGCAGCUUCUGAACUUUGAAGAUUGAUUUUCCUGGACCGUGUAUUAACAAAUCUGUGCAUUAGACUGCAUAUCACUUUUGCAUGAAUUUUACGUGAUUCCUGUGGUUUAAAGGGCUCUUUCCAGUCAACUUAACUCUACGUAAAUGUAGAGCUAUCUGGUGUUGCCUUACCUAUUAGGACCUGUAGAGCUGUCUCUUAUGUGUAGCAAAAACUAGUCUAGUUUCACCGGGGCAUCAACCAGUGCCAUUUGUGUUUUAACAAGAGGCAUAAGGUGCCUCAGUAGCAGGGAUUACGUGCAAACUACUAAUAUGUACAUAAAUAGAUGGGGGUGGGUGGGAGGAAACAAGGUUUCCAGGUUACUUCAAGUAGGAAACAUAUCUCAGAGGUUAGAUACCUAGAUUUAGCUAGCUUAACAUGCUUUGGCAUCCCUGAGAGACCCCAAAAAUGUACAUAAGUUUCUCCUGCAGUGCACAGAAACGCCUUCUUUCUUAAAGGAGUAAGCACUGGUACCCCCCCACCCCCAUUUUUUCUCAGGUCUAUGAGCAAUAAAUGAGUAGAUCUCUGCCCCAUCCCUCUCUCAGGGUAGGAAGUGAAUUCCAUUACAAAGGGCUAAGCAAAGCAAUAUUUAAUUUCUACAGGCACAAAACAACUUUACAGUGUUGACGAAGCUCUUAUUUUUGAAAGCAGGGCAGGCACAAAUUCAAGUUGGGGUGGGCACUUUAAGUGUGUGUGUGUGUGUGUGCGUGUGUGUGUGUGCAUGAAUAUAUGAAAAUUCCUCUUUAUUCAAACAAGAUUAAGACUUAAAUUAAUAACUUAUUUGUAUCAUUUUAUAGGUACAACUCAAGUAUGUAUUAUGAAAUAUGCCCCUCCCUUUUUUGUGUGUUGAUUUUUUGAGGCCAGAGGGAGGAAUUCUGAUCAUCUUCAGCUAUGUAAGACUGUUUCACUGAAACAUGGUUUCAUAACUGGAUAUUUUUGGAGCACAGGACUGCAUUAUGCAGAAUUAUUUGCACAGGUCUCCAUUUAAUCUUUUGAGUUUGAUAAGGUUGUGGCCUACAUUGUAACUGGAAAACUGCUCUGGCAAUAUGGCCCUCAAUGAUUAAGGACCUUGAUUUUGUAAAAUUUAUAUGCCCUGGAACGAUAACACCUGGGACUGCACAAACUUCACUGUGGGGUGGGCAUGGUUUAUUGAUAAUAAGAUAGUUGUGAAGUUACAUACAAAGGGAAGAAAGGGAGACGUGAAUGUUGAGAUACUUCUGAGUAUGCAUGAAACACGAGUUCUCCUUUGCAAGGUUUAUUUUUACUUCCUGUAAUUAGGGGAUAAGUAAGAAGCCAAAUCAGCUGAGAUUCCAGCUGCCUUUGCUUGCCUGUGUGUUUGUUCAAAGGUGCACUGCAGUGCUGGUGAGAGAAAAGGGAAGCAAGCAGGACCAGUCACUACAGCAAAGUGCGUCAGUGUUGCUGUUUCCCUGUGCAGAGGGACUGCGGGGAAUUAGAUGCCCAAGCUUGCCUUAGAAGGCUAAUUCCAAGCAAUCCUUUUGAGGAAAUAGCUGUAAUGUGUAAGUAACGCUUUCAGUUGCUUUAUCUUAGUGCAAGGCUGAAUGUUGCAUGCAAUCCCCUGAGAGGAGAUUUAAUGAAAAGCAGCUUGGGGCAGGGAACAGGUAGAUAGGGGGCAAUUUUUAGCUGAAAAACCAGACAGUGGAGAGGAAGAGUUAACUGCAUGCAUAAACAUUAGUGUUUUUCUGGUUCCUGACAUAGCCUCCUGAGGCUGCUUUUUCUUAAUAUUUUGGGUGUAACAUCUACUCUAAUCCUUAAAGCAAAUUCCAACUUUGCUGGAGUAAUAUCCAGUCUAAGGUGGUUCCAGUUCUCUUUUUAAAGGAAAAUUAUGGCUGCUUUCUCUCUCUUGGACUGCAUUGGGAAUGCCAUGUCUCAAAAAUGUUGCCAUUGGUUGUAGAGGAAGAAAGACCAGGGUACUCUAGGUUUCACAUGAAAAUGAAGAGGGUCUCCAGCUCUGCUUUUAAGUAUCCUUACAGUGAAGCAAGUUGUGAUCUGCCUCAACUAAGGUCUCAGCAAACCUCUUAAUCUGUAGGUUACUGUUAGAUUGUGCUUCAUUUUAAAGACCUAUUUCGUGCCAUAAAUGAUGGCAGCUUUAUAAAUGUAUAUAUUCUCUAAAGCUUAAUUUUUGUUUUCCUUCUCAGAUGUUGAGGAGUCUCGAGUCUAGACUCAGGAGGAUGUUUCUCCUGCAUCCUAGUUGGGUUAGGGCCUGCUUAAUCAGCACCUCUGUUCUGCAAGAGUGAAUCUAAUAUGAAUGACAAGGACAGGAAGGGUGGUAGAGGGCUAUGCAGACAUGCUGUUGGUUAUGAAUGAAGCUUGUGUGCAGAGACUUAAUAAGGAGAUGAAGAUUGGAGAUGCCCUGUCAUGACCAAAAUAAUUGAACUGAUCCUUCCCAUAUUGAUGGAGAAAACAAUGAUCUCGACCAUUUGGCAGUGGAGGAAAAAGAAUCCUCUGCCCCUUCCCAUCCUCCUCCAACCCAGUUUUAACUGUGACAACCUGAAUUUCCUAUUGACAAACAGCCUAGUUCUAUCUUGACUGAGUCAACCUCUGAAGAGGGUGGCGGCUUUGGUAUUGUAUGUGAACCAGCCUGCUCUGUCUUACUGACUUCCUAUGACAGCCAGACCUUUGCUUCUGCCUAUAAUUUUCCUGCCUUGCCUAUAGUCUUCCAUCUCAUUGUAGAUCGCAGUACAUACUGACCUGUAACAGCUGGAAACAACAAAGGUAUGUGUGUGUGUGUGUGUGUGUGUGUGUGUGUGUGUUGUUCAUAGUUUGGACACAAAGGAUAUAGUAGCCUUGCAGAAGUCAGUGUCUGGAUGGGAGACUGCCUGAAAACUCCAUGCAUACUGCCUUGAGUUCCAUCAUGGAAGAAAGAUGGGAUAUAAAUGUAAGUAAAAAUGUAUGAUCCCAUGUACAAUAAGUAUUUUAGGACUAUACCUUUAAUUAUUAUUAGCAUGGAAAGAACAUCCAUUAUUAGUUGUGUAAGAUACACUCCAAAUUGCUGGUGCACAAGUGUGGGAAGCUUUACCAGGUGCCCAGUCUUGUUAGUGCCUUGAGCACCACGAUGGCUAUGUUUUACUUCCACUGUUGCAGGUAGAAUACCACUGAAUACCAGUUGCUGGCAACCACAGGAGAGGAAAAGUGCUGUUGCGGUCAGAUCCUGCUUGCAGACUUCCUGUUAGGGCAUCUGGUUGACCACUGGGAGAACAGUAUGCUGGACUAGAUUUAUUUUGUUCUUAUAGUGUCUCACAUUGAUUAUGUCUGGGCCUAAUAUGGGGGCUUAGAGGUUCCUUAAACAUAUUUUGAGACUGGCUUGGUUCUUCUAGAGACUGUAACUGCGCAAUGAAAAGAUAUUUUGGUAUUAAAAGGGCUCUCUGUCCUCCCUUACUUAAAUGCUUAAAGCAGUCUGAGUUGGCUAAAUAAUCAUUCAAAGUCUUUUCUAAUUGUAGAAAGCAGGACUUGAUCUUUAGGAAGGUUGGUUUUCAUUCAGCUGCUUUUGUAACUAUAAUUUAGAAUCUACCCCAAGCUACUAUCAGUUUAUUCCCCUUAUAGCAACAUGAAAAAGGCAAGAUAUUCUUGCUGUGUUCAGUGAUUCCUGCUCCCACCAGUCAGGUGAACAGCACUUGGAUCCUGGGCCAGGGUGCACUCAAGUACAAUAUUGCUGCUACUAUAUACAGUAUUUAGAAUUUAAUAAUGUUCACAACUGUGCUAGGCAUUUUACAGAACACAGGAGGUCAGAUAUAGAUUUGUCUCAAAAGAUAUCCAUCCUUGACAUCACCAUCAUCAUUUUAUUUGUAUGGUGCCUUUCCAUAGUUAAAACAGUGCUCAAGGUGACUUACAACAUGACAAGAUUUACAUAAUUACCAACAUAACAAAUUCAUAAGCAAUGAAUAAAACACAUCAAAAAGUACACAACCAAAUGGAAAACUAUUUCCACAUAAAUCAUAAAAUCUAAAACUAAGAAUACAGCUUUAAUAUCAAUCACAAUUAAAAAUGACAUAGAUUAAAAAAUAAAAGCAAUUUAAAAAACAAAAAACCGGAGCGCCCUCUGCCCAGCAGCAGCAGUCCUUUAUGGAGCCUGUCAGGCCUCGCCCCAAGCCAGGUGGAGAGAAGCAGGGCACGAGCCUUUAGGCUCCCAGCAGGUCAGUCCUCGAAGGAGGCUUCAUUGCAGAGUAUGAAAUUUCUGAUUCAGAACCUUAUCAAGAAAGUUGAAGACCAAGAGCAAAGAUGCAGCCACCUCCUUUUUCUGUAGCUCUUCAUUUUGGGGGCAUUCUGUAUUUCCAGUUCCUCAACUGUCUUUUUAAGUACCAAUAUUUUUCCACGACUUGAAGCUCUCUUUUGCUUGGAUAUUCCUUCUUGGAUUUCAUCUCCUGAUAAUUGCUUUUUGAGUUCCUCUAAUUGUGUUGUUAAGGAUAUUACUUUGGCUUUGUUUUGCAGCUUUAAUUUGGGAAUCUUGGCUUCAGAUGCUUCUUUUUCUUUCUUUAAUUGUUGUUCUUUAAGGCAUAACUCACUAUCCUUUUCCCUGACAAGUUCUUUGAGUCCUGCUACCAGCUGUUCAUUUUGUAGCAGCUUUUCUGUCAAAUCGGUCACUGACAUGCUUGCUGCUUGAAGUGGGCCAUGAGCUCCAGAUUUAGUAGCUGAAACAUCACCGCUGCCCCAUUUCAGCAUAGUUUUAAAAUAGCUGAGGGGAAGGAAGAGAGUUGGGCAGGGAGCAACAUGCUCACCACCCCCUCAGCGAGACCAGAGCGGUAGGGGCGUAAGGGGUGCAGGUCAGACCACAUAGGCCAGGCAUCCCCAAACUUCGGCCCUCCAGAUGUUUUGGACUACAAUUCCCAUCAUCCCUGACCACUGGUCCUGUUAGCUAGGGAUCAUGGGAGUUGUAGGCCAAAACAUCUGGAGGGCCACAGUUUGGGGAUGCCUGAUAUAGGCCUUGUUGCCAGCUGUUCCUCCUCUUUGGCCUGCUCCAGGUGGCCCAUAAGGCAGCCGGGAGAGUCAUCCUGACAGGCUGCUAGCUGGACAGAGUAGUUUUCGCCCGUGUGUGUGCCGUGACACUUCCCUUGUAAUAGGUAUUAUUUCUGCCAACUCAUAGAGCAUGGUACUGAAGAGGUUCACCAGGUCAAUUUACUUAUAAGCAGUGUGUCAGUCUUCCAGAGACUGUUUAGCUAGACUAAGCCAUUGCGUUUGCAAGUGAUCUGAAGAAAUCUCCUUGCUGGGUCUGGGUGAGUUUGCCUUGCAACCAUACUCUUCUGUUAUUGGGAUUAAUAGGUUAAGGAGCUAUUCUAACCACAUGACAGAAGCAUAUUUCUGAGCUUUUGGGGGACGGUUAAGAUGCUAUCAUGAACAGGUGUAAUAAAUAACAAGAUGAAAGAUGGAAAAAGUCUUUUUUAAUAAUUCCAGUGGCACCUUUAAGAUCAACUAAAUAUAAGCUUUCAAGGUAUGAACUUUCGUGUGUAAUACACACUUCAUCAGAUACUCUGAAGUAGAAGUAUGUAUAUAUAUAUGGGUAAAAUGAAAUAACGAUAACCUCCAGAUUCAGAGGUGGUGUGCUAUUAUUGCCUUCAAGCUUUGCAGGUCUGUGAGGCAUUUGGUUGGCCACUAUAGGAAGCAGGAAGAGAUGGACCUUUGGUCUCACCCAGGAGGGCUCUGAUGUUUUUCCUAUUAACCUUAGAACAGGGCUAUGUACUCUAUCAAAAACCUGAACUCUGCUGGAGGAAACUUACAUUAUCCAUACUGGGUAAAUUUACAGAAACUUAAAUUAACUUUUUUUCACCCUUCAGUGUUGGCAAAAGGCUGGAAACUAAUGGGAGGAGAUAUGAAAGGGGGAAAAGGAUUGUGUAGAUCAGUGUUUCUCAACCAGUGUGCCUCCAGAUGUUUUGGGACUACAACUCCCAUCAUC
This is a messenger RNA of Zootoca vivipara (common lizard), 8526 nucleotides long. It is a transcript of the gene SEC14L5, whose product is annotated as SEC14 like lipid binding 5. The record is from RefSeq and is a predicted model, not a curated record. NCBI's taxonomy places the organism in Eukaryota, Metazoa, Chordata, Lepidosauria, Squamata, Lacertidae. Gene Ontology annotation, cellular component: cytoplasm.